Nyctereutes procyonoides (raccoon dog) is the source of this 3975-nucleotide messenger RNA. RefSeq names its product ubiquitin like modifier activating enzyme 5 (gene UBA5). Gene Ontology annotation, molecular function: UFM1 activating enzyme activity. Gene Ontology annotation, cellular component: cytosol; cytoplasm. The transcript is spliced from 10 exons. The record is from RefSeq and is a predicted model, not a curated record. The coding region runs from base 1602 to 2564 and encodes 320 amino acids. NCBI's taxonomy places the organism in Eukaryota, Metazoa, Chordata, Mammalia, Carnivora, Canidae. Gene Ontology annotation, biological process: protein ufmylation.
UUUUACUUACUUAUGAGAGAGAGGCUCAGGGAGAAGUAGGCCUCAUGCAGGGAGCCCGGUGUGGGACUCAAUCCCGGGUCUCCAGGAUCAGGCCCUGGGCUGAAGGUGGCACUAAACUGCUUAGCCACCAGGGCUGCCCAGCCCCUAUAUUUCUGAUAAGCUUCCAGUGAUACAGAUACUGCUAGUCCAGACCACAUUUUGAGUAGCAAGGAUCUAGAACAAUGGUUAUCAAAUAUUUCUAUGAUUAGAAUCACCUGGGAAGUUCAAAAAAAUUUUGCUAUCUAUAAUAGAAUCAGCCUCUGGGGAUGGGACCCAGACAUCAGUAUUUUUUUUAAAAAACUCUCCAAGGGAUUCCAAUGUGCAUUCAAGUUUUAAGUUAAGGAUCUCAUAGGUUAAGUUUCAGAAUUCUUUUCAAUAUAUAAAACAGAUAAACAAGGAGUUAAUGCUUAAACAGGGAGUGGAAGAUGGGAGACUUCAAGCCCACCUUUUAACCCCUUUGAGGUCUUAAAGAUCUAGAUCAGCUCCUUUAUUUUACAGAGGAAGAUACAGGCCUAAAAAGUGAGUGACUUAUCCAUGAUCAGAGCUAAUUUGUGACAGAGCUACAACUGAUAUUUCCUUUCCCCAAAUUUGAGAUACCCUGUCACUUAUAAGUCACUUAUAAACCAGCUAUGAAGCUGAUGACUCAAGUGAUUUCCUGUCACUUAAAAGUCACUUAUAAACCAGCCAUGAAGCUGAUGACUCAAAUUUAAUACUUGGCCUGACUUAAUAAGUAAUGUCUAAUGAGCUGAAAUAAACUGUAUCUUGGAGACUUUUAAGUCGAGUCAGAAAAUUGUAGAGGGCAGACAGAGGUGAUGCAUUUUUUCUAGCAAGAUAUUAAGAGUUACCCAGGGGUUGUUCUGUAGGUUGGGUUAAUUUUGUUAUUAAGAUUCCCCCCAUGCCACCCCCCCCUUUUUUUUUUUUAAAUUUUAGGUGUGUACAAGAUGAUGCACCAUAAGCCACAGCCCCCUCAACCACUGCUGUAACCUUUGCUUCUGUGCUCACUUUACCCUGGCAUUUUCCCAUACUUUUGUUUUUAUUGUUAAACUUAGGAUGCUGAGAAUUGUGUUAGUCACAGAAUUUUAGGUGAAGGAAGGGACCUUGGAAAUACUUGGGUGCAACCUGUUCUUACUGAUAAAAAAUGGAAUCUUUAAAAAGGUGUAUGUGUGAGUGUGAGAAAUGCUGUCAUGUCUAAAUAUAUGGAAGGAAACAACAAUUAACUUACUGGGUAGUAAUUCUGUUUGGGAUGAUAUUUUAGGCGUGGGUUAAAAAUGGUGUCCUAGUCACAGAGGGAGUCAUGUUAUACUAUGGUUUUAAGUUAUGGCAUUUGUUUUUAUCUUAUUUAUUUAUUAAUCUUAUUUUUUGAGAGAGAGUGAGUGUGCAUGGGCAGGGAAGGGGCAGAGGGAGAAACAGAUUCCUUGCUGAGUAGGGAGCCAGACAUGGAACUCCACCGGGAUCAUGAGCUGAGCCGAAGGCAGAUGCUUAACUGAGCUACCCAGGUGCCCUGUUUUUAUCUUAAAAUUUCACUUCUCUAAUGUGUUCUUGGUCUUCAGUAAACAAUUGGAAUGAAAUGGAAUAAACAGUUUUUCAGUGAAUCCUUUAGAGAGGCCUUGCUACUCUUUGACUAUGACAAGGUGGAACUGGCCAAUAUGAAUAGACUUUUCUUCCAACCUCAUCAAGCAGGAUUAAGUAAAGUUCAAGCAGCAGAAUAUACUUUGAGGAACAUUAAUCCUGAUGUUCUUUUUGAAGUACACAACUACAAUAUAACCACAGUCGAAAACUUUCAACAUUUCAUGGAUAGAAUAAGUAAUGGUGGAUUAGAAGAAGGAAAACCUGUUGACCUAGUUCUUAGCUGCGUGGACAAUUUUGAAGCUCGGAUGACAAUAAAUACAGCUUGUAAUGAACUUGGGCAAACGUGGAUGGAGUCUGGGGUCAGUGAAAAUGCUGUGUCAGGGCAUAUACAGCUCAUAAUUCCUGGAGAAUCUGCUUGUUUUGCGUGUGCUCCACCACUUGUAGUUGCUGCAAAUAUUGAUGAAAAGACUCUGAAACGAGAAGGUGUUUGUGCAGCCAGUCUUCCUACCACAAUGGGAGUGGUUGCUGGGAUCUUAGUUCAAAAUGUGUUAAAGUUUCUGUUAAAUUUUGGUACUGUUAGUUUUUACCUUGGAUAUAAUGCAAUGCAAGAUUUUUUCCCUACUAUGUCCAUGAAGCCAAAUCCUCAGUGCGAUGACCGAAAUUGCAGGAAGCACCAAGAAGAAUACAAGAAAAAGGUAGCAGCAUUGCCCAAACAGGAGGCUAUUCAAGAAGAGGAAGAGAUAAUACAUGAAGACAAUGAGUGGGGUAUUGAGUUGGUAUCUGAGGUUUCAGAAGAGGAACUGAAAAAUUCUUCAGGUCCAGUUCCUGACUUACCUGAAGGAAUUACAGUGGCAUAUACAAUUCCCAAAAAGCAAGAAGAUUCUGUAGCUGAGGUAACUGUGGAAGAUUCUGGUGAAAGCUUGGAAGACCUUAUGGCCAAAAUGAAGAAUAUGUAGAUAAUGGACUGACCUAUUAUUUCCUGAGUUUAAGCCUACUCUCUUGCAAUAAAAAAAAAAAGAAAAGAAAAGAAAAAUUUUUUUUAAAAAACCAACAACGCGGGCAGCCCGGGUGGCUCAGUGGUUUAGUGUUGCCUUCGGCCCAGGGCGUGAUCCUGGAGUCCUGGGAUCGAGUCCUACAUCGGGCUCCCUGCGUGGAGCCUGCUUCUCCCUCUGCCUGCGUCUCUGCCUCUCUCUCUCUCUGUCUGUCUUUCAGGAAUAAAUAAAGUCUUUAAAAAAAAAAAAAACCCAACAAUGCUUAGGGCAACAUUGAUACAUAAUCUUCACAGAAUUGUUAACACUUUUUGAAAUUACUGUUAUUUGUGCCUUUUUAACUCAAUCAGUAAUUCCUAAAACUCCUGUUUCAUUCCAGUUAAAAAAAACUUGAAAACUUAGCCACUGAAAUGCUUUGACCUUUUGGGAGGGGUGGGAAGAAAAGGACCAAUAUGAUGCUAUAUUUCUUUUCCUUCUAGUAAUCCUUUGUGGUCUGUUGCCUGAGGCCAUGGGUAAUACAGUAGUAUGCAGUUCUCAAAUAUAGGGAAAGUACAGGAGGUACAACUUGUUGAUUAGAGCUAGCAGGUAUCUACUCAUUGAUUUAGAAUCCCUCUCUAUAAGAAAACUAUCCACUAUUAUUAACUUGGCCAACAGUGAAUUUAAAAUAUUUAAGCUACAAAAUAUCCUUUCAAAUGUUACCUGAUGAAAUACAAGCUAAAAUGUAGUCAUUGGAAAAGUCUGUACACCUGUGAAUUCAAAACCAGACAAAGGCAAAUAAAAGUAAGCUUUCUUCAUGGAUAAACAAAGGUAUUUUCAGGAAGUACAAAUUACUAUAUUUCUGCACUGAUCAAGGAAAAGAAAUCCUUGCAUCUGUAGAACAUACAUCUGGAGUCACUGCACUUUACUGAGGAUCAAGGAGUAAAUUUAGGCUAAGAUCCUCUAGAUUAUGCCCAUCAUAUGGGCUACUUACUGAAUACUUCAUAAAAUUUGAUUUUCUGGAUAACUAGAUAAUUGUCCUGUACUGGCAUAAAAGGGACCUAAGUUACCUCUGAAAUGAUGGACAUGUAUUUAUUCACUGGAAUAGUAUAAUUUACCCUGAUCAUGACCCACUAAAUUACAAAUUGAUAAACUGGUUUUCUCUAACAUUGCAUACAAAUAAUGAAAGCUUAGAGACCCUUAAAUUCCCAAUGGUUUGGAGACCAAUAAGAAUACAUAUGUGUAACCUUUAUCAGUAGGAUACUACUAUGCUGAUCCUCUAUAUUGAUGAUUUUUUUUUUUGCUUUGAAGAUAUGAAUGAGUAAAUUGUAUCUCUACAGAAGAAAUGUUAUGAAAUUUAAGAAUGCAAUUUUCACUUGUAAAAUAAAGUUUUAAAAACUGA